This is a messenger RNA of Catharus ustulatus (Swainson's thrush), 10080 nucleotides long. It is a transcript of the gene GABRG3, whose product is annotated as gamma-aminobutyric acid type A receptor subunit gamma3. The transcript is spliced from 10 exons. Gene Ontology annotation, molecular function: GABA-gated chloride ion channel activity; benzodiazepine receptor activity; inhibitory extracellular ligand-gated monoatomic ion channel activity. NCBI's taxonomy places the organism in Eukaryota, Metazoa, Chordata, Aves, Passeriformes, Turdidae. Gene Ontology annotation, cellular component: GABA-A receptor complex; dendrite membrane; synapse. The record is from RefSeq and is a predicted model, not a curated record. Gene Ontology annotation, biological process: signal transduction; regulation of postsynaptic membrane potential; synaptic transmission, GABAergic. Bases 371 to 1741 code for a protein of 456 amino acids.
GGCCAGCGCCGGCCGGGCAGCGGGAGAGGCCGCGCCGCUCAUCCGGCAAAGGGGACGCGGCUCCGUGCCCGCUGAACACCUGUCAGCCCGCGGAGCCUGAUUUAUACCUGGCAUUGGUUGCCUCUCCACUGGGGAUUUCCCCCUCGUUCCACUUCUUCUGCUGCUUUUUUUUCCUUUUCCCUCUCGCCUCCCCCCUCCCUUCUCGGAGCAUUGUGGAAGAGAGUGUUUUCUUCAGGGUAUUAAGCUGAGAAUACAGAGAAGGAGAGGCUCAGACCUUUACCUCACUGCCUCGUUCUCCCUUCCAUGUGAACAUUCUGCAACGUUUCCUUCGUCCUGCCGCACCUCUCACCUGGCCAGCGCUGUCCGGACCAUGUCCGCUAAGCUCCUGCCGCUUCUCUUCCUCCUCUCAGUGUUCCACGCUUGUUCUACAAAGGUUGAAGAGGAUGAAUAUGAAGAUGGAACAGCUAACCAAAAAUGGGUUUUAGCUCCAAAAACACAAGACACAGAUGUGACUCUCAUACUAAACAAGCUGUUGAGAGAGUAUGACAAAAAGCUGCGGCCAGAUAUUGGAAUAAAACCAACAGUUAUUGAUGUUGACAUUUAUGUUAACAGCAUUGGUCCUGUAUCAUCAAUCAAUAUGGAAUAUCAAAUUGAUAUAUUUUUUGCCCAGACGUGGACAGACAGCCGUCUUCGCUUCAACAGCACCAUGAAAAUACUGACUCUGAACAGCAACAUGGUUGGCUUGAUCUGGAUCCCAGACACGAUAUUUCGUAACUCAAAGACAGCAGAGGCUCACUGGAUCACCACCCCCAAUCAGCUCCUCCGCAUAUGGAAUGAUGGCAAGAUCCUGUAUACCCUCAGGCUUACCAUCAAUGCUGAGUGCCAGCUGCAGCUGCACAACUUCCCCAUGGAUGAACACUCAUGUCCUCUGAUUUUCUCCAGCUAUGGCUAUCCUAAAGAGGAAAUGGUUUACAGAUGGAGGAAAAAUUCAGUGGAGGCUGCUGACCAGAAAUCUUGGAGACUCUAUCAGUUUGACUUUAUGGGUCUCAGAAACACUUCAGAAAUUGUGAAAACCUCUGCAGGUGAUUAUGUAGUCAUGACUAUAUACUUCGACUUAAGUAGAAGAAUGGGAUACUUUACUAUACAAACAUACAUUCCCUGCAUAUUAACAGUUGUUCUUUCCUGGGUAUCCUUUUGGAUCAAAAAAGAUGCCACACCAGCAAGAACAGCACUAGGCAUCACCACAGUAUUGACCAUGACAACUUUGAGUACCAUUGCAAGAAAGUCAUUGCCCCGUGUUUCCUAUGUCACCGCCAUGGACUUGUUUGUGACUGUAUGCUUUCUAUUUGUCUUUGCUGCUCUGAUGGAGUAUGCCACCCUCAACUACUACUCAAGUUGCAGGAAACCAAACUGUACUAAGAAGAAAAAGUCGCUGCCUGAUGUAAGUUUUGGUCAUGUAAUGAAUUAUUCUGUACUUGACAUGAGACCACCAACUACAGUCAUCACAUUGAACAAUGCCAUGUAUUGGCAAGAUUUUGAAGAUGCGUGUGUCUAUGAAUGUCUGGAUGGGAAAGACUGUCAGAGCUUUUUCUGUUGUUAUGAAGAGUGUAAGUCAGGCUCAUGGAGGAGAGGACGGAUUCACAUAGACAUCUUAGAACUGGACUCUUACUCUAGGGUCUUUUUCCCUACAUCCUUCCUGCUGUUUAACCUGGUCUACUGGGUUGGAUACCUCUAUCUUUAAAUGUUGCCUGUAGCAGUGAAGACUGCUGCAUUUUCUCACUGCAGACGGAUGCUGAAAGUGCAGAAAAAGUGAAGGACACAGUCAGUUUCAUCUCAAAUUCUAAAGACCACAUUAACCUUCACCAUCACAGAGCCUGAUGAAGAAUUUUAACAUUUCCUGAAAAAGAAAAAUACGGAAGAAUUCUCUCCUAACUGCUAUUUGUUUUAAGAAAGAGGUUCUUACAAAGUUCAGCUGAAUUUGUAGUGUAAGCGAUGUUUAUGAAUAAUUAUUGUAUAUUAAAAUCUCUACUAUUGUUCCUUGCCAUAGAAGCUAUUCACAGUUCAGGCAAAGUUUAAAUAUGUAAUUUUUAUUUUUCAUUCCCAUACUUUCUUCAAAAUACUGCCAUACCCCUAAGGCUCAGAGAAAUGUAUGCUGGCACUAGUAAAUAAGCCAAAGCUGACAAAAACACUCAUUUGUAUUAAAAUUUGCUUGAUACGAUAGGUUUUGGGAAAUUGUUGAUCUUCUUGAUAUAGAGUAACCAUCAAAAGACAGUAAGAAAUGCCAGGUAGGAUCAAAGGAUGUUACUUUCUGCAAAGGACUGAGACUCAUGGAAUUAGCAACUUACCCACAUAUAUUGGUUUUAACUUAAAGGUUAAAAGGCAGACAGAGAAGAAAGCUAUAAUUUUGAUAUAAAUAACACUUACCUAUCUGUGAGGCAGCUGUAGGCAUAACUUCUACAGUUUUUCAAGCUUUUAACUGUGUUUUUUAUGACUCAUUAAACACAGGAUGGUCAUUGAUUUCUAGAGUACUAUACUUGAAGCAGGACAAGAUUCCUGCUUGUUUGUGUCACUGUAGCAGCUCAUAGUGCAUAGCCCAUGAGUAAAAAUCACUAUAUAAUAAUACCAGGAAUACGUGACUUUCUUUGGAUUUCAAUCUGCUAAAAAGUGGGCCCAUGCAUACUUUUUUUUUCUCUCAAAGUUGUAUUAUAAAAUUGAAAAAUGUGUGCCAAAGGUCUUUUUUUCUUCUUUUCAUAACAUUAAACACUGCAAUAUUUUCUCACAGUACUUGUUCCCCAGGCCUGAGAUAAAGACUGAACACUUGUGACUUGAAUAGUGAAUUACAGGAACUCAAUUGUGACACUUGGAUUAAACAUUAAAUAGUUACCACAUGUAGAAAGAGGUUCUUUUCAUUCUUUCCCAAAAUUUCCAACUAUAUUUUACACUAAAAAACAAUUUUGUAUUUUUAAAAGUUUUGACCAUUCAACUCUAAACUACGCCUUUUUUCAAGAACUAGUUUUACAGUAUUAAACUAAGUGAUGUCUUUUACAGACUGUCUACAUAAUUGUUAUUAAGCAAACACAUCCAGAAUUAAAUAGCAAUAGCUUUUCACUACCUUUUGCAUGACAAAUUGUUACAAAAGAUUGAAGUUAAAAGAUAAUUAAAAUAAUUGUAUUUCUUUUCUCUUUUGGAGAUAAUUUUUUAUGAACUCAAAAAAUGUGUGUCUCUUCCACACAGUAUUUGAUGAAAAAAAUGAACAGUGGAUGUGACUGGAAAGGAGUUCCUUUUUCCUCAAAAGGAAAACCCUGCAAACAAGCAAAACCAAAAGCAAUGGUAAUUCUAAAGGAACAGAAAUGCUGUCAUGUUCUUUGAAACAUCACUGUCUCUCACUGCUGUUGCUCUGUUCUUCCACCGAGCUUUUAAUUGGAGGGAAAAAAGGAAAAACCUAACUCAAAAGUUAAUUGUAGUUUUAAAAAAUCUCUCUUCUGUUUUUUUAACUUGUCUGAAAUACCAGAAACAUAGCUGGGUUUAAGUUGUGGAGAGGAAUUACUUCUGUAAGGACUGACAAAAUUCAAAUUAGAAGCAAGGAGAAGAAAUACUUUGAGGUAGAAUCAAAGCCUUAUUUCUAGAAAAAUCUGCCAAAUCUGAUGCCUUCUAAACCAAUUAUAAGCUUCUGAUUUCAAAAUACAUGCUGAAAAUUUUGCCAACUCUCAUUAACAAAUUAACUGCUCUAUAAACCUUUGUCCUACACUUGGAGAUAUGAACUUAAUUUAAGGAUGACAAUGGUAUUUUAAGUAGUGCAAGAAGGUGAUUAAAUUUGAGUUGAAUAUACUGAUUGCUAAUUAAUAAUUAGUCUACUCUAAUAGUCACCUUCAGCCAUAUUUUGCAAGAAAACAAGAAAUAUUCCAAGCCUAAAUAAAGGAAUGGAAACCAUUUUUCUUUAGGGAGGGUGAGCCUGGAAACCCUCUGCACAAUCAAUUGAUUUUGGUGGUAGUAUUGAGAUAAAUGAUGCGCAAUCAGGUGCCUUUUACCAUUAGAUCUUCAACAGCUAAAGUGAGGUUUAUUUAACAGUUCCACACUGUGUGAAUUUCCUGGGAAGUGGAGCAUUCCCGUGUUGGAUGAUGAGUAUAUACUUUUCUUACACUUCUGCUCAUGGCUGCCCAUGAGCCCUGCUGAAAGCAGACAAUGCCAACAGAUCCUUUUUUGGAAGACUGAUUCUAAUAAGUCCAUUCAUAUUGCCCAUUUUCUGACUUUUUAAUGAAUAGAAGAUGGAAGCAUAUAAUUCCAACUUUUUCCACUGUCCUAAAUCAAGAAAGAAUCUUCAGACACUACUGCCUUCUGCUCUUAUAGUGAGAGUAGAGGACAUAUUCUACUGUGUAAUUUAUUCUGCUCUAGGGUUAUUGAAAAAUUGAUUUUUAUGCAAGGCAACUGGCUGCAGGCUGGCAGGUUCCUGGAUGCAUUCCUCUGCUUGUUCCUAGUAACUUAGCUUACUCUCCCUGCUUUACUGCUCCAUGCUUUGGCAGCCACUGAAAAACAUUAAAGGAAGAGAAGAUAGGCUUUUCUAUGAUCUGAAUCAUUCAAAAUGCCAUUGUGGUCUGCAUACAUCCAUGUGCCAUAUCCUUCAUUAGGAGUAAGAAUAUCCUAAUUGACCUUCAGAUAUUCUUUUGCUUCUACUGCAAAUUGGCAAACAUGAACAUUUUCUCAUGCUGUCCCACAAGAAAUGUAAGAACUAUAUUUUAGCAUUUUAGAACAUGUUCUUUUCAUAUAAUUUCAUAUUAGAGUGUUGCAUUUAUUCAACUAGUUCUUUUUGUUAUUUACCCUUUCUAUCCUUCCAAGGAAGGGAACAGAGGAAGGCAAAACCAAAUGAGCGGUGAAAAGAACACAUUUGUUUAUGUAAAACCUCAAAACCAAGUACCUUCACAUUACAUUUCUUACUUGUGGAAGUUGAAGAAGGGGUUGUGAUGGCUUUUAAAAUAAUCACCUUUUUUUUUUUCCCAGGAGGAUCUAAAGUCAGUUCUCUUAUUUUCCCCUUCAAUUAAAAGUUCUUGGGCAUAAUUUUCUUUAUUGAGGGUAGCAUUUUCAAGGCAAUUAAGAAUUUAUAAAAAAUAUUGGUCUGUUUAAUUAAAUCUCAGUUUUCCUGGCUCUGAUGCCUAGCAUAUUGACAGCUCCUUUUCUUACAGCCAUUCUUCCAAGAAUAAGGGUAUAAAAAAACUUGUAGCCAGUUAAUGCCUUCUUAGUGUCCAGCAGUAAUGUGGAACUGCAGUGCACCACACAACACACAAUUUUAAUAUAACUUUCUAACCAAAAAGUAGGGGUGUAGUUUAAAGCACCUCAGGCAUUUUGAUAACCUCUUUCUCAUAUUCUCCUUAAUCAACUCUCAGCUGUAUAUUGCUAUAUUGUGCAUACCAAUAAAAAUGAUAACAAUUACAAAAGCCAGAACUAUCUUCACAGAGACAGUGAUGAGUAGUGAAGCUAAAAGAAGAGAAAGAAAUUAUUUUUUAUUGCUGUGCAGUUCUUAUCUGUUGCAGUCCUCUUAUUCAAUUUAACCCACAGCUAAUUCCAAAUCAUCCACCUGGAGGUUUGCACAUUCAUCAGCUGGAACAGCAGUGACACAUGAGCCUUUCGCUGAUAGGAAAUUAUUUCUGGAACUGCAGGCAUACUGCCAAAUAACUCAGACAGAUCUUAAACACUUCUGCAACUCUAAUGUGUCUUGGUGUCUAGCAUCUCAUUUCAUUAAUUUAUCACAACUUUCCUUACUUUGUCAUUUCAUGUUCACCUCCUUUUUAUACAAAACUUCACCAUAUAGCUAAUAAAAUUACUCUCCUACAUGACCAGAUGACAGGUAGCUCUGGAACUGCUGACCUUGUGGGAAGGGAGACAGACAGAUUUCACAGAAUCAUAAAAUCGAAUACAUAGGAAAAGACCUUGGAGAUCAUCAAGUCCAACCUGUGACCCAACACCACCUUAUCAACUAAACCAUAGCACUAAGUGCCAUAUCCAGUCUUUUAUUAAACGCCUCCAGGGACUAUUUCAUUAACCUCACCAUCUGGAGGGUUGGUGUUACCUUCUAAACUGUAAAACAAAGUGCCCACUGAAACUUGUAAAAGCUGUCGAUAACAGUCUGUACUUCUUCCAUUGGCUACUUUUUCCUGGUUUCCAUAUCAUACAGUAAGAAAAGGCAAGCCAUAUCUCAUAAUCCUAGAUGUCUACAUAGGCAGAUGAUUUCUUUUCAAAGUUUCUUCUUCUUCUCCUUGCUCACAGUGAAAUGCUUGUGCCUCUUAUGUCAGUGCCUUUCUCAUUUAUUAAUAUGAAAGGAUAUUUCUUAACGUUAAAGACUAUUUCUCAUCUCAAAGUUAGAAAGUGGGACCAAUGACUUUCCAGGAGUUCUUCCUGAGCACCACAGUGUGUGACCAAUAUUCUAAAUAUCUUUAACCUACAGAUUGAACAUUUCUCUGCAUUUUCUUUAUUUUUCUAAAUACUCUGUAGGUUUCUUAUUUCCUAAAUAGCAAAAGGCUGCAAUGGAACUUCAGCAGUUUAGCAGAAUCCUUCCUUCUUCACUCAGCAAUUUCAUUCCACCGAGAGAUGGAUACUCAAGGUUCAUCCAGAUCUCUUUCCAGAAGACUAUUUAAAAUAGACAAAAAGACUAUGGAUUGGGAAUGUAUUUUCAUAGAUGAAAGGUGAGGUUCUUUUUUCCUUUAGAGUUUUUUGGCUUUUUUCUCAGUUAAUUUUAGAUCCUUCCUCCCUCCACAAGCAUAAAAUUAGCUCAAUUUACACUUACCUACUGGGAAAAAAGUAUUGUGUUCUUAGUCUUAUACUAUAAUUGUAUGCCCACCACCUUCUUAUGGUUCAUCACAUUCUCUACUUGAAGGGUUCUAGUGUAUAUGUGAAAAGAUGAAGGCCUUUCUUCAAGACUCAGUGGCCUUAAUAGUAUUGCCUUUUCCCCUGGGAUCUAGAAAGAGUUCUUUCCUCAUAAUUUAGGCCACUGUUUUAGAUAUUAAAACCAAAGCUAUGUUUUGUAUCUAAAGUGAAAUUAUGUUUCAACAAAAAAAAUAUUAGCUUGAACUGAAUUGCAUUGAGAAGUUUUAAAGUAUUUUUUUUUUAUACUGAACAUUUGGUGGAUAAUUCAAAGGGAUAUGAUGGCCAACAACUAUGUAUAUUUAGGACUAAGUCCUGAACUAGGGAUAAAUAUUGUUCUAACCACCUAGUUUACCUAGCAGCUGUUUAUUUAAAUGACUUUGGAUCGUGACUGACUUCAAGUACUUGGUUAGUUACUGCUGACAUUCCUCAAGUGAGAUAUCCAAUAUCUGUGACGAUGUAUUGUUUUCUACAGACUUGACUUUCUUUUACUUUUCCUCUUUUGCUGUGGGUCCUCAAGCUGGUGUCUCUAUGUAUCUGGACUCCUCAAGGGUUUUCCUAGAAUAUAUGUGAAAUUGGAGAAUAAAAUUCAGUGCCUCAGAGCUGGGCAUCUGAGAAUUCUCUGCUUUCUACCAAAACAGUCAUUUUGAUCUUCUAAUUGUUUGCUAUUUACAAAGGACAAGCAGAAGACGUGAUUAUGUUUAUUCAUAUAUCUAGGGGAAAGCUUUCUCAAGGACUGAACCAGGCAAAGCAGGCACUGAUACACAGCCAGUAACUUGUUGGGUAUUCUUUUAUUUAGGUAAGGAAUGGCUCUAGUCAGGGGGGACACAACAUCUGGUGUCAUCGAGGCACCCACAUAACUUUACUUGGAGGUCUAAGCCAGCCUUGGAGCUCCUUAUAGGGAAAUACUCUUCUAAUAUCUCUUUAACUUCUUGCAGCAGUGCUUGUGAGACAGGAAGUUGUACUAACACAAAAUAUUCUAAAAUACAAAGAAUAAAAUAUCCACAGUCAAGAUGGUGAUGGCUUGUUACUGAGACUGUAUAAGGAUUACGAGUUUAAAAAAAAUACCAAAACCUGCUAGGUCUGAAUCAAAACUUUCCACAUUAAUUAAGACCAUUGAACAGGACAGGGGUUAAAGUUCAAAUCGGCAUCAGGAAGAUCACUGGAUGAUAUUCUAUAAGAGUUGAUUAUACGUUGUUUGGAUUCAAAACUUGUGGACUAUAGAUUUGUAACUUAAGUACUUAAUGUGAGAUUUGUGAUUUAUAUACUUAAAGUGAGGCCUAAAACGAGUAACUGCUAAAAUUUCUAAAUUGCACAUUAAUAUAAAAUGGAUGAAGAGAACAAUACUGAUGACAUAUUUUUUAAUAACUAUUGAUGAAUGUGAAAUAGAGCAUUCUACAGAAUCCAUUCCCUGCUUGCAGACCUCAAGGGAUCCUUAAAAUGAAAGCAACUGUGGAACUCAUGGGAAGCUGGUAAAAUAAUUACAUUUGUAUUACACAGGCAGCCCAGGGAAGUAUGGCAUUGCCAGACAGAGUGCUGCAAAGGAAAACAAAUAAACAGAAUAAGUUCCCACAAAACACUUUCUCUGAACAACAGUGGGAACCCUGGUGCAGAGAGAUUACAGUAUCACACUCCCUUAUUCUCUUUUGCAGUCAUUCAGGAGUACUGUGACUUUUUUGUCAUCCACAAUCACAUACAAUACCAACCUUAAAUCAUAGAGCUACCUGUGGCUACCACAGGCCAUCACCAAACCCCUCACAUACUCCUGAUCUAAACUCUCAGUAUACUGCUCUCAAAACAUUUUUUCCCAUCAUGCGAACACAUGGAUUUUUUUUUUAAGUGAGUGUAAUUUUAAUAAUCAAAUAAAUACUGCCAAAUAUGUGCCAAAUUGAAUUUUCUUAUAGAACACAGACAAAAUUUUAGAUUUCUAAUUAUUCUUCCUUCCUAAGUUUUUGUUAGGGGUGUGUGAUUUCGUUGCUAGCAGUGCAGCUUGUGAUGUCAUAGUGAAAUGAAAGUACAAUUAUGUGCCCAAUGUGCCUUGAAUAAUACAGGUAGCACUAGUACCAGUAUGUCAUUCUAAGUUAGAUAGCCAUCCCAGUGAUCCCCCAGACUGACCUAAUCAGAAAAGUCAAACACCCAUGUGCUUCAUCUCCUCAAGUUCUCAGCCUUUCCCUUCUCAAUCACAUCCAUUCCAGUUUACUUUGUGUUAAGGAGUAGGGCUGUGCGUCUAGAAUACUAUUUAUAUUCGUAUUUUGAUCCCAGCAUUUGUAUUUCUGGAUACAAAUAAAUACACAUUAUCAGAAAAUGCAAGUAUGAUGUGCAUGUUUGGUGGUUGUAUUUUUCUUACAGAAUUUGAGAGCUUAACAAAAUAGAAAUAGAUUUCUGAAAAUUUGCUUGAGAGAAAAGGCACAGUAUGUUACCUUUCUAAUAGGGUGUAGGGUGUUCUUGAAAGUAAUUUCAAACGAGUCUUUAAAAAAUAUUUUCAACAGUGAGCGUGAGCUGACUAAACUGCAAAAAAUAUUUGAGACUGCAGUUUAUCCAUGGGACUAAUUUAAACUGGGAAGAAUAUGCUACAAAAUUCAAAGAGAAAUCAAGAAAUAAGCUGUGUCUUUUUCAAAAACUGCUUGAAUGCAAAGAUUGCAGUUUUAAAAUUGUAAUCAAAUUUGCCUUUAAAUCCCAACUUUUUCAGUACUCAGUGAAAUUUACUGGCAAAACUAUACUCUACAUUUUUACAAGACUUAGUUUUCAACAGCCACUUAUGGUUAAGACUAUCUUCUUGAUUUAUGCUCUUUGAAUAUAAUUUAAUUCCCACCUCUGUACAUUCAUGACCACGGAAUUGUCAGUCUCCUCCCACUCCAACUGUGAAAUGCCUACUUCAUUUUAGAGUUCCACUCCAUAAUAACACUGGAGCUGACAGCUGGGCCACAGAUAAUGCAUAAGAUAAUGCAUAAAUUCCACAAAUCUCUCAUGAUCCCACAGAUUUCCCUAUCUUGUUAUAUUUAUAUUUUCUGUAUGUUCCUAGGACUAAGGCAUGUUUUUUUCCAAAGGACAUUUUAUUUCACAAAAACCAAUUACACCCAGAGUAUUUAAUUAAACUUUUGCUAAGAAAUCUCUUUUUUCUUGUUUUCACUUAUUAGUUUGAAAUGCAAUUCAUGAUUUAUCCCCAUUUGUGGGGUACUUUCCUCACCUGUCUGCUCAAAAAUAAACAUAGAUUCUGUACUUCCCCAA